Molecule: messenger RNA, 1207 nt
Organism: Talaromyces proteolyticus
Lineage: Eukaryota; Fungi; Ascomycota; Eurotiomycetes; Eurotiales; Trichocomaceae
Product: putative 2-dehydropantoate 2-reductase
Exons: 2
Coding region: 152-1189 (345 amino acids)
Biological process (GO): pantothenate biosynthetic process
Cellular component (GO): cytoplasm
Molecular function (GO): 2-dehydropantoate 2-reductase activity
Source: RefSeq, a predicted model, not a curated record
GAAUAUUUUAUUUAUCUAAAUAGUUGAAGGGAAUGAUUCUCAAUAAAAAAAACCAUUGGCAUUGAUUGAGUUGGAAUACCCAGCGUCGCAAGCCAAUUCACACUAUGUCUCAUUCCUUCGUCAACUCAGCCAUCAAAUAUUAGAUUCUAAAAUGUCCUCAGCGAAGGCUAAGGUACUAAUUCUCGGCACCGGUGGCGUCGGCACAAUGGCGGCCUAUGCUCUUGAAAUUGGCGGAAAAGCGGAGGUCACUGCUAUUAUGCGCUCAAAUUAUGAGGCGGUUGAACGCAAUGGGAUCAAUAUCAAUUCUAUAGACCACGGCCAUGAUAUCAAGGGAUGGCGACCAACUACUAUCCGUAAGGAAGUUCCCAACGUUGUUGAGGAAGGCCUCCCAAGCUUUGACUACAUUCUCAUCACUACAAAGAAUGUUGCCGAUAUUCCACCUAGUGUGGCGGCUAUCAUUGAGCCAGCAGUCACACCUGGAAAGACAUCCAUUGUGCUAUCUCAAAAUGGGCUCAAUAUUGAAAAGCCGCUGAUUGCUAAAUUUCCUACGAACCCUUUGAUUAGCAGUGUCUCUAUGAUUAGUGUCACAGAAACAGGGCACGGCAAUGUGCUUCACGACUUCCCUGAUGCUCAAACUAUUGGCCCUUUCAAUAGUCCCGGUGUUUCAGCAGAGAUUUCCGAAGCUGCAGCUCGGCAAUACAUAAAUAUUUAUAAUGCUUGUGACAAGCUUAGUCUUACUUACGAAGCAAAUAUACUCGAAACACGAUGGAGAAAACUUCUAUACAAUGCCAGUUUCAAUUCGGUGGCAGCAAUCUUGCGAAUGGAUACUCUUCGUAUGCGAAUGAGUGAGCACAUCAUAGACGACUUAAUUCGGCCAAUCAUGUUGGAAAUCAAAGCUGGCGCUCAUGCGUACGGGAUUCAUCUCGCCGAUGAAACCCUCGAGUAUUUGAUUAGGGUGGACCCGAUUGGUGCGCCGUUUAAGCCUAGUAUGUGCCAGGAUAUUGAGAAAGGCAACUAUAUUGAAUUGGAAACAAUCAUUGGCGAGCCACUGAGAGCGGGAGAGGCAAAGGGGGUAUCGAUGCCUAUGCUGCGAACUGUUUACGGUCUUUUGAAAGGUCUGCAAUUAAAGACCAAGGAGUCAAAGGGCUUGUGGACCAGUGAGUUUACCGAGAGCAAUCCAUAUCAGUAGUUGUCUAUUAUAAAACAA